UCAGGAAACGACGCGUACCGAGCCGGGGCGUACGAAGACGCCAUCCGGUGGUACGGCAAAGGGUUGAAGCUCCUCGCCGCGGAGAGCGCGGAGUCCGGCGCCGACCACGACGAAGCGCGCGCGACGCUGCUGACGAACCGCGCGGAGUGCAACAGACAGCUGUGCGAGAUCAAGGCGGUGAUAAUCGACUGCGACGAAGCGUUACGUUUAUCUCCGAAGAACGUGAAGGCGCUGUUGCGAAGGGGGCUGGCUUUCGAGUACAUGGAG
This is a messenger RNA of Micromonas pusilla CCMP1545, 267 nucleotides long. RefSeq lists its product as uncharacterized. The transcript has a single exon. The record is from RefSeq and is a predicted model, not a curated record. Gene Ontology annotation, molecular function: protein binding. Gene Ontology annotation, cellular component: protein folding chaperone complex. The annotation marks the transcript as partial. Lineage: Eukaryota; Viridiplantae; Chlorophyta; Mamiellophyceae; Mamiellales; Mamiellaceae.